AUGUUCGUGAUUGAACCGCUACAAAACGCUAUUAUCAAUGCUAACUUUACGGAUGGCAUGAGAGUCGACGAAAUAGUUAUAAAUGAGUACAGUAUUUCGGAGGAGCACUGCUAUCCAACAAUUUUAAAAGCUAUAAAAUCAAUUUUUGCACAUCUUCUUGAUUCUGAGAUGCAGUUCUACUUUCUAAAAUUCUUCUGGAAGCAUUUUUGCUCAAGUAUUCGAGUUUUCUGCGAAGGAAAACAGGAGCAAAAGCUGCGUAAUUUACUUUUUUCUUUUCCAGAAGUGCCGUUUUAUAUCUUUUGGAGAAUUCGAAGUGCAAGAAGUGUGAGGAUCACACUUGUUAAUUAA
This is a messenger RNA of Loa loa (African eye worm), 348 nucleotides long. RefSeq lists its product as hypothetical. The transcript is spliced from 3 exons. NCBI's taxonomy places the organism in Eukaryota, Metazoa, Nematoda, Chromadorea, Rhabditida, Onchocercidae. The coding region runs from base 1 to 348 and encodes 115 amino acids. The record is from RefSeq and is a predicted model, not a curated record.